GAGAGCCGGCCACUGAAGGGUGCUAAGCAGGGGCGGCCCUUGAGGGAGAUGCUGGGGGCUGCUGUGUGCAGACCACGUUAGCGGUGGCCAGCCUGGAAGUGGGAAGCCCGGGGCAGGGGCAGCCCCCCAGCCUAGAGGCUCCUUAACCGGAAGCCGCAGCGGGGAGGCGUGAGACAGUGCUGCGUGCUGAGGUGGCGGUCAGGACAAGGCCUGCAGUUCCCUCGUGGAAAUGCCGGUCCCCUUAGCAACAGGCCCCCAGGGCAGUAUGGGGGCCAGAAGCCUCACCAAGACACCCAGCGGGCCCCGUCCCGGAUCUUCCACGUGGGCCCCACGGCCAGUCUGAGAAGCGAAAUGGCAAACAGGAUGAGGAAAAAGAGCAGGGGUGCUGGUUUGGGGCUUGAACCGAAACUGAGCAGGUCUUUGCUGAGCAGCGGAGGGCGAGCGCAGAAUCAGACCCUGCCCGGACCUUUCAGGGCCUGAACUGCAGGAGGGCAGGUGGACAUUGGGCCUCAGAAAUAAACUGUGGUCUACAUAGCUAAGAACUCAUUUAAUUCACACCAUGACUCUGCAGGGAGGUACUGGUAGCAUCCCCAUUCUGCAGGUAUGCAAACCGAGGCCCGGAAGGGUUAAGGCCCAAGAUCACACGGAAGAAGGCAGAACGAUCCUCCACUGGUGCCAACCAAUCAGCAGAACCCUCGCCUUCCUCCGGGCCACCACCUCCACGCGGGGCAAGGUCGCGGCAUCUGCGUCGGAAAUCACGGGGAAUUCUUCCUGCUGGCUCAGCUGGCAGAAAAACUGUUUAUCUGAAUUCUGAAAUAACAGUGGAGACGGCUGCUCUCUUAAGCUCUCCGACCCGGGUCACACAUAGGGUUCCAGAUGAAGCCCGAGUCGGGGCAGGCCCUCUUGCACGUGGCCCUGGUCAGCUGCCUCUGCGCGGCCACCGUCCACGCUGGUGUUUUCGCAGGUGUCUCUGUCCCAGUGGGCUAUGAGCACUACGCCGAAGCGCCGGUCGCCAGCCUCCCUGCCUUCCUGGCCAUGCCCUUCAACUCGCUCGUUAACGUGGCCUACAUGCUCCUGGGGAUGUACUGGCUGCAGAGCAAGGCCAGCGCCCCGGGAGGCCCCACAGAAGCACGGAAGGCUUGCUACGUGAAGGACGUCUUUGCGGGCAUGGCCCUGGUCUACGGCCCGGUUCAGUGGUUGCGCAUCACGAUGCAGACGUGCCCCACCGCCGUGUUGGACCAGUGGCUCACCUUGCCCAUCUUUGCAUGGCCGGUGGCCUGGUGCCUCUGGCUGGACAGGGGCUGGAAGCCCUGGCUGUUCCUGGCUGUCGAGGGCCUCUCCCUGUGCAGUUACAGCCUGGCCCUGCUGCACCCCCGUGGGUUUGAGGUGGCCCUGGGCGUCCACAUCGCAGCAGCUGUGGGGCAGGCCCUGCGCACUCAGGGCCGCCACGGCAGCGCUUCCUCGGGGAAGUACUUGGCUCUGGGCGUGCUCUGCUGCCUGGGUUUUGUGCUCCUCAAGCUCUGUGACCACGAGCUCUCGCAGUGGCGUCUCUUCCAGCGGCUCACGGGCCACUUCUGGUCCAAAGUCUGCGACGUGCUCCAGUUCCACUUCGCCUUCUUGUUCAUGACCAACUUAAACACCUGCCGAAGAUGCCCUCCUGCGGAGAAGAUGCGUUAAAGUGUGGAAGGAAGGUGCUAACCCACCCUAACAUCAAAAUGCACCCUCCGCCGGCAUCCUGUCAUCAGUGUUCAGAGUCCUGGGUGCAACAAGACAGGAUGAUGACAGAAGACUGCCCCUUCCUUCAAACGUAUGGGCUUCAAUACUCUGAGUAUGAAUAUUCAACAUUAUGAAAUGUUAUGCUGUCUGCAACUUACUUUCAACGGGUUAAAGCAAAUAUCUAAGGGCCGGGAUGUGGGGUUCCAUUUUACUAUUCUUGUAAUUUUUCUGUAGUUUGAAAUUUUUCAAAAUAAAAUGUUGGGGGGAAAUGACCCCAAGAAAUCCAUCAGA
Molecule: messenger RNA, 2007 nt
Organism: Delphinapterus leucas (beluga whale)
Lineage: Eukaryota; Metazoa; Chordata; Mammalia; Artiodactyla; Monodontidae
Gene: TMEM187
Product: transmembrane protein 187
Cellular component (GO): transport vesicle
Source: RefSeq, a predicted model, not a curated record